AUGGCUACCCACUACGACGGUGAGGGGUAUGGAACGCACCCUAUCGAGGGUUUGACGUCUCAAUCGUCCCACUUACUACAGGACAGUUCACCAGCAGCAGUUGGACGGAACGAAGAUGAAAAAACACCUUACGCGUCUACGGUCUCAAAGUCCCAGCCACCGGGCAUCCAGAAAUCGUCGGCCCGCACAUGGUCAGCUGGGGCCGUGUCCCUGACUGCAGCUGCGCCGCUUAUCGCCCUCAUCGCAUGGCUCGCACGCAUCCGAGUGGACAAACACACAUUCGACACAUUCGCCGGCGAGAAGAUAGGCGGUCGCUUCACACAGGCAGAGGCAAAGGCCAUCGACAUCGUUGUCGGAGCGAUACUGGCGCCCAUUUUCAUGACCAUCGUCAACUUUGUCUGGUUCGGCAGCGCUCGCGUUUCCGCUGUGAACGAGCAGCAAAAGAAGGCAAUUCCACUCCGGUCCCUUGUUACCGCAAGCGGAACGUGUUCCGGGAGCUACGACCUGAUAAGCCUGCGGGAUCUGCUGCAGGGAAAAACGUGGCGGCUAUUCCUAUUGGGUCUGCUGACGCUGCUGUCGGCAGUUGCAAGAUCAUCGCUGACGAACAUCAUCGCAUACGAGGCAUAUUCAGUGGAAGUGCCUUCGAACUCGAACACCUUACGGCUACAGAGGGAUGCUGCCAUCGAGAGUGCUUUUGUUGAACCGUACGGUUAUUUUUACCCAUCCAACACCCUGACACUGGACAUCUACAACUUUUCCACCUCACAGCAAGCCGACGUGGCCAAGCAAAUAUCUGCCCUUCUCACUGAGCUCACAUUUCAGAGUGCAUCAUCCAAACUGACUGAUGGCACGUACAUUGGAGUCAACGCAACGGCCCAAUCGCUGGACGCCCUUCCACAGACUGUCGUUGCCCUCCACAACGUUCCCGCAUACCGACUGUCGGUCGAUUGCAGCCCUGACCUACCCAACUCGAUCGGUGUGCUGCAGCCCCAGGGGCCAUACAACACCGAGAUCAGUCUGAUGACGAACACGACCGCAACAUCCAACAACACCAUCUUCCAAGCCUUUUACCCGGGCGUCGUGGAGGACAUCCAGACGGGGGACGGCGACGGCUAUAGCUAUGUCGCCUUCAGCAUGGGCUCGAAAGAGGUGUAUCUGGGCCACCUGAACCGCUUCAACCUGACCAACGACACCAUACCCUCCACCUACGGGGACGUCGGCUACCGCGCCUUCAACAUGUCCCAACUGGGCUUCACCGGCACUCAGAUCAUCAUGUCUGUCAGCGGCAUCCGCUGCUCCCUCUACCGCGAAGACGGCACCCUCAACUACACCCGCCGCGCCAACUCCUCCACCAGCGACGACAGCAGCAGCAGCAGCAGCAGCAGCACCUCAUGGACGAUAACCGGCACCGACUUCCCCGCCACGACCAACCACACCACCAAAACCAACAUCGCCUCCAUGCUCGCACAAUGGCAAUACCGCAGCCUCAACUACCACGCCCCGUCCUCCAACAUCCCCGGCAUCGGCCCCGCCCUCUCCAGCGGCACCGACCCCACCUACGGCGUCAGCCAGUCCGACUCCUUCACCGACUUCGCCCUCAACUACCUCUACGCGUCAGGCGAGGCCCAGCGCAUCGCCUACGAGGUCGCCGCCGCCAGCAGCAACGCAUCGUCGUCCUCAUCAACAGACGCGGCCGACUUCUUCACCACCGUCCCCGGCAUCGCAUCCGAGCAGCGCUACCGCAUCACGUACGUGCCGAGCAUCCUGCUGCUCGCGCUGCUGUGCCUGCUGCUCGCCGCUGGCGUCACGGGGGCCAUGGCGCUGUAUGCGGCGCGCUCGGCGUCCGGGCGGGCGUUCAGGCAGAUGGCUCCGGUGAGGUUGCUUGUUGAUGGCGUGGCGGGGUUGCGGGAGGAUGCGGAGGAGAUGGCGAGGCUGGCGGCGGGGGGCAAUAAGGAGUUGGAGGCUUGGGCGGCGGGGUAUAUGGUUAGGUAUGCGAAGGUGGUGGGGGAGGACGGGGGUGCCGGUGGCGGUGGCGGUGGCGGGGAGGUGAGGAUUGUGUUGGAGAAGCGGUAG
Molecule: messenger RNA, 2073 nt
Organism: Diplodia corticola
Lineage: Eukaryota; Fungi; Ascomycota; Dothideomycetes; Botryosphaeriales; Botryosphaeriaceae
Exons: 1
Coding region: 1-2073 (690 amino acids)
Source: RefSeq, a predicted model, not a curated record